GGUCAACAUCCAAACCAUUUAUCACCGAAACCUACAGUCAUCCUACUCCAGCCAAAAUGCCAUGGCUAAUGUACUCUAUGAUUAUCUUAACUCCGUUGUUAUGCAUACCUGCUCUCUUGGUGGCUGCAGCAGAAAGAAACAAUAUUUCCGUCGGAUGGACAUCUCACCUGUCAUUUGGUGCAGCGAAGAGAGGCUGCGACCUGAGAGUUGAAAAGGGAUCAAAAUCUUUGGUGUAAGGCU
Aspergillus uvarum CBS 121591 is the source of this 240-nucleotide messenger RNA. RefSeq lists its product as uncharacterized. The record is from RefSeq and is a predicted model, not a curated record. Bases 57 to 236 code for a protein of 59 amino acids. Lineage: Eukaryota; Fungi; Ascomycota; Eurotiomycetes; Eurotiales; Aspergillaceae. The transcript has a single exon.